AUGACCCGAGGUCCUACCAUAGUGCGUGUGGCGCCGAAUUCUGGCCGUGGUAUUAAGUGCUGUUGUUGUAGAUGCUGCGAAUGCAUCAAUUUUGGCUAUUUAACAUCUCAACAUGGAUUAAUUAAAUUAACGGAAGCUUUAUUGGGUUCCCUGUGCCAGAGUCUUCUCGUGAAGUAUGGUCUGUCAGAAGCCAGCAGCAUGGGCUCAGCUUUCCACGGAUUCCUUACUACAGCAUCAGCCUGUCUCCUUACAACAUCAUUACUUAUAGCUUGUUAUGUUCUCUCAUCAAACUCACAGAGCUUAAUACGCCAGUCAAUAUUCGAGUGCGUAUUUAACUCGGUGGCAUGUUUCAUGUACCUGUCAGCGUCGUCGUACAUGGGCGUUGCCGUAAACAUAUAUCUGUACCCACGCUAUGCUAUUGUAAAUAUGUACGCCGCAUAUCCCGCUAUGACUGCCGUAUAUUAUAUUGGAGUUGUGGUGGGCAUCGUUCAUGGAGUGGACGCUUAUAUAUCCUAUAAGUAUUACAAGGGAAUUCGAUAA
This is a messenger RNA of Pieris macdunnoughi, 540 nucleotides long. The record is from the annotation of a GenBank genome assembly. Lineage: Eukaryota; Metazoa; Arthropoda; Insecta; Lepidoptera; Pieridae.